This is a messenger RNA of Archocentrus centrarchus (flier cichlid), 1644 nucleotides long. Its product is annotated as CD276 antigen-like. Gene Ontology annotation, cellular component: external side of plasma membrane. Gene Ontology annotation, biological process: cellular response to lipopolysaccharide; positive regulation of T cell proliferation; immune response. NCBI's taxonomy places the organism in Eukaryota, Metazoa, Chordata, Actinopteri, Cichliformes, Cichlidae. The transcript has 10 exons. Bases 420 to 1511 code for a protein of 363 amino acids. The record is from RefSeq and is a predicted model, not a curated record.
ACAAGUCAGAAAAACCAUAAUAUAGCUCCUGCGUGUGGUUCUGAAACUGAAACGCUCUGACGUCUGUGAUGGAUGUUAUCCUGAACUUCAACUACAUCCACAUCAUCCAGACUCAGACCAGGAACAGCCUCACACUGCACGACUUCAGAUCAGGAGGAAAUAUACACGCAUGUGCUGCUGAGGAGACAAACAGCAAAUAUCUUUGAGGAUAGAUCAUAAUAUAAGUAAGACAGCUUCUUCACAGAUGCAGCUCCAUCUUUAGGUUUUGGGUCACAGGCAGCUCACCAUCUGAGUUUCCAGUCAAAAAGACAUGAGCAGGAAACGCCACCGGAGUUCAUUCUUCGGGCUGUUGGACCUUUCUUCAGCUUUCCUCUCACAGAACAGUGAAGCAGGUGGAGCAGGUGGAGCUGUGAGGAAGGAUGGAGCUCCGCUGUUUACUGAUCGGGCUCUUACUGAGGACUGUGGCUGCUGCAGAGGGAGAUUCUGAGGUGUCCUGUGUUUUUAUGGAGAGAUGCAUCUUACCGUGCAGUUUCCAGACUGGGAAAGAUAUCGUCAUCCACUGGUUUAAGGUACCAGGAGACCUUCACGUCCACUCAUUCUACCACAACAAAGACCAGCUUGGACACCAGGACCAGCGCUUCAGAAACAGGACUUCACUGGACCAGAUCUCCAGAGGAAAUGCUUCACUCCAGCUGACAGGGGUGCAGGUUCAGGACCAGAGCAGAUAUAAGUGCCACACCAGCACCAUCAGAGGAAACUUGGAGUCAUUUAUUAACCUGAAGGUGGACGCUCCAGUUCAUGAAGUCAGCAUUGAUCAGGUAGGAAACAGAAUCACCUGCAGCUCAGAGGGGAUCUACCCUGAACCUCAGCUCACCUGGUCCACCAGCCCUCCAUCCAACAUCACCUUCACCAACACCACCACAGUGCAGCAGCCUGAACAGCUGCUUUACAGCAUCACCAGCUCUUUGAUGGUUUCAGCCGGUGUUUAUGACCUGCUCUUUAUCUGCACCAUCAGCACUCGCAGGAACAGGAGGAGAGCCACUUUGAGGAAACUAGCUGAUAUCAGUGCUCCCAGCACCGAGGUAACAAUCCCCUGCACCCCCCCAAACACCACCCUCACCAACUUCAGCCUCGUCUGGAGCUUCAAUCACACUCAGACCAUCGUGAAGCAGACCGGGACCAACGUCACCUACUCGGUGUCAGACGGGUGGAAGCAGCAGGUGAAGAAAGUGUCAGAGUCAGGCAGCCUCGUGCUGAAGGACUUAUCCUCCAAACAGGAGGGGGGGUACACCUGUGAGCUCAGCAAUGCUGAGGAGACUCACAGCACCAACACCCACCUGAGGAUCAUCAAAGGGGGUCACAGUAAUGCUGCAGCCAUCGUCACAGCUGUGCUGUUUGGAACCGUGCUGGUCGCUGCCCUUCUCUACAUAUACACAAAGGUUUUGCCUUCAUUUGCUCCUCGGUCACCUGCACAGGAGCAGGUGGGGUCUUGUUCACGAGUGACGGGAUAAAGGAGAUCAACAGAUGUUACACAGUGCUCCUCCACAUCACAGGAACCAGCUGAGGUGGUUCAGCAUCUGAUCAGGAUGCCUCCUGGACGCCUCUUGGGUGAGGUGUCCUGGGUAUGUCCUACCAGGAGGAGGC